AUGGCGUGCAGAUCAGGCGACCAGUGGCAGCACGUGCUGGCGCUGCUCAGGGAGAUCUGGACGGUGAGCCUGGAGUUGGGGGUCGUCUGCCACGAUGUCGGGGUCACCGCGUGGGAGAUGGGCGGGCAGUGGCGGCGCUCGCUGUCGUUGCUCAGGGAGGCUGUGCGGCUGCGGCUAGAGCCGAACGCCGAGAUCUGCGGCAACGCGGUCUGCGUAUGCGAAGCGGAAACCCGCCCUGCCUCGGGGCGGAUGGCGUCGCUUCCGCCCGAGGGAUUGCGACGGGCGAGGGGGGCGCGCCACGCGGGCUGGCCGCCUGGCUUUCGAGGUCUGGCAUCGGCCAGCGGGGCUGACGGCCAGACCGAACACUUCGGCUGGGCGGGCUGA
This is a messenger RNA of Prorocentrum cordatum, 384 nucleotides long. The record is from the annotation of a GenBank genome assembly. Lineage: Eukaryota; Dinophyceae; Prorocentrales; Prorocentraceae.